AUGGAAGAGCCUCCGCAAGAGGCUCUGGCUGAACCCUUGGAACGUGAAAGCCCAGCCGCUCCCUCAAGUGCUGGCCACACUAAUGGCCAGGAAGAAGACGACCAGAAGAACCAGGCCGAAAGGAAGGCAGAUAACCACACUGCUCACAGAAUAGCUGAUCAGACUGCCCUAAGAGUGCCUAGCCAGGCUGAGUCCAACAUAUUUAGCCAAACUACCAAUGGAGUAGCUGAACAAAAUGGGCGUAGUACACCUGGUCAGGCUGGCCACAGAGCAUCCAACCCUGCUAAUGUUUCUGACCUUAGAGCAGAUGAUCAGGUUGACCAAACACCAUCUGAACAGACUGAAGGCAAGGCAUCUAGCCAAGCUAAUAAUGUACAGUAUGAACAGAGUGAUGGUCAGGUGUCUGGCCUGACCGAGGAAAGAACUGUGGAACAGAUUGAAAGAAGAUUACCUAGCCAGGCUGAGAGAGUAACUUCUGGGCAGAUUGAUGGUAGACUGUCUAUGCCAUCUGACCAGAGAGGUUCCAGACAGACUGAUCACAGAAUGUCAGGCCAGUCUGAGAGAAGAGCUUCCGAGCAGAUGGACUGUAGAAUAUCUGACAAGGCUGAGGGAAUAACUUCUGAGCAGAUUACAUACACGUUAUCCAGACUAUCUGAGAAAAGACCUUCUGUGCAGAUUGAUAGUGGGUUAUCCGUACCAUCUGACCGAAGUCCUUCUGUACAGAUUGACAGUGGGUCAUCCGUACCAUCUGACCGAAGUCCUUCUGUACAGAUUGACAAUGGAUCAUCCGUACCAUCUGACCAAAGACCUUCAGUACAGAUUGACCGCAGAAUGUCAGGCAAAGUUAGGAGAACUUCUGUGAAGACUGACUACAGAUUGGCUAGCCUGGCUGACCAAGGAACUUCUGAGCAGAUUGACCUCAGAUCGCAUGGCCUCGUUGACCACAAAACAUCUGUAAAGACUCACCACCAAGUGUAUGGCAAAGCCACUGAACUAGCUGAACACCAGACUAUUGACCAAGCUCAUAGUAAUGCUGAUCAACCUCCAGUUGACAAGGCUGACUACAAUGAAUCUGACCAGAUUGACCACUUAGCAGACAGACAAGCUAAUCACAAAGACCAACUGUCUUACUAUGAAAGACGUGGCCAGUCUGAAGACAGGAUAUUUCCCCAGUUAGGCAACAGCAAGGAGGACAAAGAGGCUGACUACAGAGUACAACCCUGCAAAUUUGAGAACAGCCAAGUAGACCUCAAUUCCAAGCUUUCAGUUGAAAUGGAAACUCAAAAUGCAACCACUAUCCCAGCCUACCACCCAGUUGAUGCCAGAUUCACCAGUAAUUUCCAAGCAAAAGACCAAGCCCUUUUCCCAAGACUCCCCUCCAUCUCAUCCAAAUUGAACCAUAUUAGUAGUCAAGAAAAAACUCAAGCCAUAGUAACCAAAUCUGAUGAAUUUUCAGAAAUUGAGCAAGGAAAGAGUUAUCAUAUACGCAAUCAAACUUGUAGAAGGUUCCCUUCUAUAGUUUAUGAAGAUCCUUAUCAAGUUUCACUCCAAUACAUGGAAAAACACCACAUUCUGCAAAUAUUCCAGCAGAUUACUGAAAACUUAGUCUAUGAAAAGCCAGAGGACCCCCUGAAUUUUAUGCUGUGCCAGGUAUAG
Molecule: messenger RNA, 1656 nt
Organism: Rhinopithecus roxellana (golden snub-nosed monkey)
Lineage: Eukaryota; Metazoa; Chordata; Mammalia; Primates; Cercopithecidae
Gene: TEX55
Product: testis expressed 55
Exons: 4
Coding region: 1-1656 (551 amino acids)
Cellular component (GO): nucleus
Source: RefSeq, a predicted model, not a curated record